Messenger RNA from Heteronotia binoei (common prickly gecko), 1353 nucleotides. It is a transcript of the gene SLX1A, whose product is annotated as SLX1 homolog A, structure-specific endonuclease subunit. Gene Ontology annotation, molecular function: 5'-flap endonuclease activity; crossover junction DNA endonuclease activity. Gene Ontology annotation, biological process: double-strand break repair via homologous recombination. Bases 302 to 1204 code for a protein of 300 amino acids. The record is from RefSeq and is a predicted model, not a curated record. The transcript has 7 exons. Lineage: Eukaryota; Metazoa; Chordata; Lepidosauria; Squamata; Gekkonidae. Gene Ontology annotation, cellular component: Slx1-Slx4 complex.
GCUUCCGCCAACUCCAGCAUUUUCUUUGAUGGGGCGGGAUAGUUCCGCUCACUAGCCAAUAGGAGGAAAGGAGGGAAACGGCAAAAAAAAUUCAAAGAGUAGCUUGAAAGCUCACACCCUGAAUAACACUUAGUUGGUCUUAAAGUGCCAUUGGACUCUAACUUAAUCUAAAAUUAGGGGGAGAGGGAUAGCGUUGCCAAGGCAACCACCGACCGGCAAUCCUCAAGUCACUCCCGGUAGUGGAAGGGCGCAGUGCAUGAUGGUCUCUCAGCCCUAGCCUACGAAUCCCUCUGAGGCAGCUAUGGUGGUGGAGGUGUGCAGCUUCUUUGGAGUCUACCUUCUGUAUUGCACCAACCCACGUUACCAUGGCCGAGUUUAUGUCGGCUUCACUGUUAAUCCUGAACGACGAAUAGGUCAGCAUAAUGCUGGGAAGCGUCGUGGAGGGGCUUGGAAGACAAGUGGCCGUGGGCCUUGGGACAUGGUGCUGAUAAUUCAUGGCUUCCCCUCUGAUGUGGCUGCCUUGCGGUUUGAAUGGGCUUGGCAGCACCCGCAUGCCUCUCGCCGUCUCACCCACGUCACCCGUCGCACUUCAAAGGAGCGCCAGUUUGACUUCCACCUCCGUGUCUUAGCCCACAUGCUCCAAACUGCCCCCUGGUGCCGCCUACCACUCACCAUACGAUGGCUCAAGCAAGAAUAUCACAGAGACUUUCCUCCGGGCCUGCAACCUCCCUUACACAUGCCAGUAGCCUUUGGUCAAGUCCGUGCUGUCAGGAGAACCCAGGGAGCGAAACCAGAGUCCUCUGAAGAACUACCAGUGACUCCAGAAUGCUGCAGCAUCUGUCUAAAAAGGUUCCAGGAGGAGGAGGAGAACGAUAUCUCCUUGCGUUGUUUCCAUGCUGGCUGCUCCAUGGCAGCCCAUAUUAUUUGCCUGGCCCAAACCUUCCUACAGAAAGAACCAGAUCAGUUGCUGCCUAUAGAAGGGGAAUGCCCAUGCUGCAAGAAUCUUGUGCUCUGGGGAGACCUGAUUCGCCACCAUAAAGGGUGCUAUGGAGACCUAGAGGCUGACCCCGCCACCUCCUCCCAGGAACACUGGGCUGAUGAGCUGAACUGUGAUGGGGUUAGUAGAAACGCAUCUGAGGAUGACUCCUCUUCUUCAGUGGAAGAUGACCUUGGAAGCCUAGCAGUUAGACUGGGCCUUUCUUAAGCUUCCUGGAUGGCAGGGAGUCUCCUUACCUCUCUCCAGCUGGAUCCGGGCUUUUUAAACUCACCCCUUCCCCCACAAUUAUGUUUCAAGUGAGAAGACAAACUUAACUUUAAGUGGACCAUGUACAUAAAUAAAGAGACUGAGAUUGA